AUGAAGAAGAAGGACCUGCUGGAGUCGGCGCCGUGGAGGGGCGAGGAGGACGCAUUCGAGGACGCGAAGCUGAGGGCCACGAGGCCGGGCGGGGGAGGCAACGCGACUAUGUACGUCCCGAAGAGGAAGGCGAGCUCCUCCAAGUCGGCGGAGGUCAACGACGCGUUGGAGAUCGACCCCGAGCUCAGGUACAGUUUCCAGAGGAACUUUCAGGUAAUUUCCCUUCCUCCUCGACUGCCCCCGGUCGGUGCCUUCCAUACCACGCGCCGGAGGAAUUCAUCCUUCUGCCUAUUGUUUUUUUACCGUAUGGUCUCUCAGAAGACUUUGCGUUCAAAUAUCCUGCCAAGUUUCUCCGUUGGAUUUUUGAAGCAAUAUAUGACAAAUGGCCACUAUUCUCCGCGGGAAGAACUGCGCAUCUCGUCGGCUGUCUACUAUUGGGUUUCUUUGAACUACUUGGCAACAUGUUAAUUUAAAAAUAAUUGAAUUAACCACGGCUUAUCGUAAACGAUAAUCGGGCUGUUUUCUGCGAUUGGAGAUGCAGAUAAUGAUCUUGGGUUAUCUCAUGACGAACUAGUUUCCUGAUAUUCCGUCCAUUUUCUCGUCGGCCACUAAGUACUAAACUUACGCAAUAAUGAUCUUGGGUUAUUUCCUGAAACCCCGCAUUUUCUCAUUCUCUUUUUCGGAGAUUGGGCUUCAUCUAGACGAAAUUUAUUGCAGUGGAGGAUUUCUCAGUUUCUUAUUAUAUAAAUGUUCUCGUAGAUUAGUCGAGCUCCCAGAAAAAUGAUUUAUGUUUUGCGUAAUGACUUUAAUCCGAAGAAGGAAUUAAUACGUCAAGGAAGCGGGGAUUGUUGAUGAUUUCUGUAUCUACUACCCUGUUCGUCAGGAAAUUUGGGCUUAUCAUUUUAAUUAGUCAUGAUGUCAUUAUUCACUGUGGUUUUCUUAUGAUUUAUUAACCCAUUUUUCCUAUAUAUUCUGCGCGUAUUAUCUGUCCCAAUAAUGUUGCAUAUGAUUCUGUAAUUUUCUUGGUAUGAUUUCGCCCCCUCUUAUUAUAUUUAUUGCGCUUAUUACGGCUUCUAACUAUAUUUUGCCUUCAUUAGCUAAGUUUUAUACCAUCUUGGCCAUUAACAAUCCCAUUUGAUAGUUUUCUCUUGGCUGCAGUUCAUUCAACGGGUUUUCAGCAUAGAUACCAUCGUGAAACCUCUUCCUCCUGCAAUGGCAUACAACGUCUCUCGCAAUCUGAGCUUCUUCACUCGGAUCUUCACUCAGUUCUUCGGUGAGCCUCAUGCAGCCAUCCCAUCAGCCCUAAUUUUCUAAAGAUGGAGGAAUACUAUAAAAACAGGUGGAACUCAGAAGGAAAGCCACUUGAGGGACUAAAAGACUUAAUCGGGGAAAAAAAUGUUAUGAAAACCUCGGAUAAUAUAUCACCAGAGAGACCCUAUAUUGUUUUCGUAACCGAUUUAGUAUAUUAUCUUGUGCAUCAUCAUAGAGGAAUGGAUGUUAUAGCCCCACCCAAUAUUUCUAAAGAUGGGCAUCGAUCUGAAGAACAGGUGAAACCAAGAUUAAAUACGGAAUUAUGGCAGAAAGUAUGUCAUUAGUAAGGCCCUGAAUUAUUUUGAUCACCAAUUGAUUUAUUUUUUUUCCAGUGGAGCAUUGAACAGAAAGUCUUCAGACUAGUCCUUGACCUAGUGAUCAUGAUGAUAUUUAGUUGGGUAGAAGUUAAACGAAACAUAUAUCUUUUAUUCCGGUUAAAGCAUUUUUUAUUGUUCCAAAUGCCUGACGACUGGGUGCUUCGUUGUGGCAGAUCCUGAGGGCAUUGCUGAUGCUCAGAAGUCCCUGGGGUUGGGCCAGGAGCAGAAGGUUCGCCGUGUCCGUUGA
This is a messenger RNA of Spirodela intermedia, 1875 nucleotides long. The record is from the annotation of a GenBank genome assembly. NCBI's taxonomy places the organism in Eukaryota, Viridiplantae, Streptophyta, Magnoliopsida, Alismatales, Araceae.